AUGGCGGGGGUGUCGCCGUCGUCGACGCCCCCCAUCUGGGACGCGGAGAAGGCGCCGCGGCGCGACGCCGCCGAUGCGCGCGAGGAGGACGAGCGCGCGACGCGGCGCCACGCGGAGGCGGUGACGAGUCGAGCACACGCGACGCGCGCGUGUGGCAUCGCUCGGCGCGCGCGCGCGAGUGAUGAAAGCGACGACGUCGAUCUGACUCGGACUCGACUCGUCCUGUCCACUUUUCCGAGAGUCGACGACGCGACGUCAUCACUUCGUUUCGCGCGCGCCGCCGCCGCUCGGACGCUCGCGAUACCAAUGGUUUCGGCCGAGCCGCUCGUCCCCGUGACCACCACGGUGUGGGGCAUGGAGUACUCCGUCCACGCGUGCCCGAAGCGGCACAAGGCCGAGGCGGAGGCGAUGUUCCCCGGUAUGGACGUCUCCGACCUCCUCGUCGUCCCGACGUGCCAGAAGACCAAGAUGGACCUCGUGAAGACGGGCGAGAUGGUCGAUGAGGAGAAAGAUUUCUGCUUGGAGCGCUUCCUCCUCUUCGCGAAGCGCGUCACGGACAAGCUCGCGUCUCGCGGGCACUGGGCGGACUACAUCGACCCGUGCAGCGGCCUGAGCAUGGUGAACAAAUGCUCGCAGCAGGUAUACGGCGAGGUCGACGCGCUCGUGACGCUUCUGAACUACCAGGUCACGAACAGCGGGUGCUGCAAGGUGGUGUUGCAUCCGAAGUGGGGGUCCGCGGUGUACCCGGCGAGCGUGUUCGCGAAGGCGCCGAGGGAGGUCUUCGUCGAGGUCGUCGCGGAGGCGGAGGCGGAGAUACGCGCCGAGGACCCGGCGGCGGCGUGACGAUGUCGUUCGUUUUAAACCGUCGUGCGUCUCUGCUUCCUAGCUACUUUCGUAUUACUUAACAUUCUUCCCGUUAACGUUCACGA
This is a messenger RNA of Micromonas pusilla CCMP1545, 929 nucleotides long. RefSeq lists its product as uncharacterized. NCBI's taxonomy places the organism in Eukaryota, Viridiplantae, Chlorophyta, Mamiellophyceae, Mamiellales, Mamiellaceae. Bases 1 to 843 code for a protein of 280 amino acids. The record is from RefSeq and is a predicted model, not a curated record. The transcript has 2 exons. Gene Ontology annotation, biological process: cobalamin metabolic process.